This is a messenger RNA of Parnassius mnemosyne (clouded apollo), 1524 nucleotides long. The record is from the annotation of a GenBank genome assembly. Lineage: Eukaryota; Metazoa; Arthropoda; Insecta; Lepidoptera; Papilionidae.
AUGGACGUAGUAAACGGUCCGUCGCUGCGGCUGCGCGGCGGCGUCAACAAUCACAGUGACAGUAAAAAACAUGAGUUGAAUUUGUGCACGAGUGCUAUGUCUCUGGAAACGAAGCGGCUUUUGCCGCCGACUUCGGAGACUAUAAUGACCAAGCCGUUCCCUAUAAGAGGUGAACGUGCAAAUUAUGUAAACAUUCCCCACGUGAUUGCUAUGGUGGGUCUGCCUGCUCGAGGCAAGACAUACAUAUCAAAAAAACUAUCACGGUACCUGAACUGGAUAGGAAUAAAUACGAGGGUGUUCAACCUGGGCGAGUACCGACGGCACGCCACGACAGCGUACACGAGCCACGAGUUCUUCCGCGCUGACAACAAGGAGGCGAUGGCGAUCCGGCAACAGUGCGCUCUGGACGCGUUACACGACGUCUGCGAGUGGCUCGUCAAAGGCGGCGAAGUCGCUGUGUUCGACGCGACCAACUCGACGAUGGAGAGGCGCCGGAUGAUCCGCGACAUCGUCGUGCACAAGAUGGGCUUCAAGCUGUUCUUCGUGGAGUCGAUUUGCGACGACCCGGGGAUCAUAGAACAGAAUAUCAUGGAGGUGAAAGUGAGCAGUCCGGACUACACCAACAUACAGAACAUGGAUAAUGUUCUAAACGACUUUCUACUCAGGAUAGAACACUAUAAGGAGAAAUAUGAACCCCUGGACGAGAACCUCGAGUCCGAGUAUAGUUUCAUGAAGAUUUAUGACACGGGGGAGAAGGUGGUGGUGCACAAACACGAAGGUCAUAUACAGAGCCGAAUUGUGUACUAUCUGAUGAACAUACAUAUAGUACCAAGAACCAUUUAUUUGACCAGGCAUGGUGAAAGCAUACACAACCUAGUGGGUCGCAUCGGCGGGGAUAGCGAGCUGUCGGGACGGGGUCGGCAUUACGCCAGCGCCCUGGCUACUUAUAUCGACCAGCAGCAGAUCCCAGGGUUGAGGGUCUGGACCUCGUGGAUGCGACGAGCCAUACAAACCGUCAAGGACGUGCGAGCUCCUCAGGAGAGGUGGAAAGCGCUCAACGAGAUUGAUGCUGGCAUCUGUGAAGAGAUGACGUACGCGGAGAUCCAGCAAAAGUACCCGUCGGACUUCAACGCGCGCGACGUAAACAAGUUCGCGUACCGGUACCCGCGCGGCGAGAGCUACGAGGACCUGGUGGCCCGGCUGGAGCCCGUCAUCAUGGAGCUGGAGCGGCAGGGUAACGUGCUGGUGGUGUCGCACCAGGCCGUCAUGCGUUGCCUGCUCGCCUACUUCCUGGACAAGUCGGCCGAAGAGUUGCCGUAUUUACACGUUCCACUUCACACGGUGAUCAAGCUGACGCCGGUGGCGUACGGCUGCCGCGAGGAGCACAUAACGCUGCCCGUGCCUGCCGUCGAUACGCAUCGCCCCAAGCCUUCUGUGAUACCAGCGCCGCCCAUAAAGCCACCGGUCCCUAUCGUCAACGGUGACACCAACGGCGAAGAGAAUGUUGGAGACCCAUCCCAUUAA